CUCCACUGUGCACCGCUCUGGUUGUUGGGUCGGUGAAGCCGCUUUUUGGCUUCGGAGCUCCAAACAAGAGAGAAGCCAGCGCUGAGCUUCUACACUGAGGAGAGUGCACAAAAGGACAUAAAGGAGGAGGAAGAGAAGGACUUGACGCAGAUAAAGAAGAGAGGAUAACUCAUCACCGUAGAAGAAGACUGAAAGGGAGCCUGUAGUGAUGGCUGAGGCACCGCAGCAGCAGCAGCAGCAGCAGCAGCAGCAGGAGGAGGAGGAGGAGGAGGAGCAGCAGCCGAACACUGUGGAGGCGACGGAGACUGACGAAGGGUCUGAGGAACCGAAGGAGAGCGUCCAGACGACACCGACCCGGCCUCUGCUGUCCAUGAGGUCCAUGAGCACUGUGGACCCAGACGACGACUCCCCCAAUAUGAUUGUCUACAGAAAGAUUGAAGACAUUGUCACUCGCAUCCAGGAUGAGACAGAGGGUGUGCCUAUCAGAACUGUCAAAAGUUUCAUGACCAAAAUCCCCAGUGUAGUAACAGGUACAGAUAUUGUGCAGUGGCUGAUGAAGAACCUGUUCAUUGAGGAUCCAGCUGAGGCCAUGCACAUUGGCAGUCUCAUCGCAGCUCAGGGUUACUUCUUCCCUAUCUCAGACCACGUCCUCUCCCUCAAAGACGACGGCACUUUCUAUCGCUUUCAGGCACCGUAUUUCUGGCCAUCCAACUGUUGGGAGCCUGAGAACACAGACUAUGCUAUUUACCUGUGCAAGCGGACCAUGCAGAACAAGACCAGGCUGGAGCUGGCAGAUUAUGAGGCGGAGAACCUAGCCAGGCUGCAGAGAGCUUUUGCCAGGAAGUGGGAGUUUAUCUACAUGCAGGCUGAGGCCCAGGUCAAGAUUGACAGGAAAAAGGAUAAAACUGAGAGGAAGAUCCUUGACAGCCAGGAAAGAGCCUUCUGGGAUGUCCAUAGGCCUGUGCCUGGAUGUGUUAACACGACAGAGAUGGACAUCAGGAAAUGCAGACGCAUGAAGUACCCUCAUAGAGUUAAGAAGUCAGUGUAUGGUUUGGUUGAGGAGGGAACACAGUCUCGGAGUCCCAUACAUACUCCUUCGCACCACUGCAGAAAAGGCACCAAGGAGGAUGUGGAGAAAGAGAUCUUAUUCCUGAACACCCAGCUAGAUCGUCACCGUAUGAAGAUGUCUAAAGUUGCUGAAAGUCUGAUAAGCUACACUGAGCAGUACAUGGACUAUGACCAGUUUGUGACAGCACAGGAACCGUCCAACCCCUGGACCAGCGAUGAUCCCUCCCUCUGGGAUCUGGAAGCCAGUAAGGAGCCCAGUCAACAGCGAAUGAAGAAGUGGGGGUUCUCUCUGGAGGAGGCCCUGAAGGACCCUUCAGGACAGGAGCUCUUCCUUAAAUUCCUGGAGUCAGAGUUUAGCUCAGAAAACCUGCGGUUCUGGUUGGCAGUGCAGGACCUGAAGAGGAUGCCCCAGCAGGAUGUGGCACAGAGGGCACAAGACAUUUGGGCAGAAUUCCUAGCCGAGGGAGCACCCAGCUCCAUCAACCUAGACUCCCACAGCUACGAACGCACAAGCCAGAACCUGAAAGACCCUGGACGAUACAGCUAUGAGGACGCACAGGACCACAUCUACAAGCUGAUGAAAAGUGACAGCUAUACACGCUUCCUGCGCUCCAAUGUGUACCAGGACCUGCUGAUGGCAAGGAAGAAACCUGAAACAGAGCAGGGGCGACGCACCUCUCUGGAGAAGUUCACUCGCAGUGUGGGCAAGUCACUGACGGGCAAACGACUGACGGGCCUCAUGCAGUCGUCCUGACAAGGCCUGGAUGAAGAGUAGGAGGAACCAUACCCAGAAGAGCUGCUUACCCUGGGGGGCCAGGUGGCUAAGGACCCUGGGGUAUUUGGGUGUGGCUGUGGGAAGCGGUUGAGGGCACCAAACGAGCCGAAACCGCUGGUUUGGACCGUCACCACGUUUGAAACUCACCUCAGAUCAGUUCAAGAGAGCUGACAGCAUGCAAUAAGUCACCAUACCUGACACCAGGACAGUGCUGUCACAGUGUAGAGGAUAAACACUGCUACUCUUCUUAGGUUUCUACUCAAAAGCCUGCACCACACUAGGCUUUAUUUCUCUCUUGUUGUUUUUCUCUACUAUCUACACUAAUAUGGUAGCUGAAGAGGCUAUCGCUUUACUUACAGUGAUAUAAACAUGGAAUGCUUGAAUGCAAAUGAGACUUAGAUUAAUACUGUAGCUAGUUGUUUUAUCUCACGUCAUUCUCUAGGAUGAUAUAAGGGAAUGAGGGAUGAAGAGUAAACUUUAAUGGUGGGACAGGUGGAGUAGUACACCAACUCUUUAGUAUAUGAGCUUUUUGGUCAAUCUGCUGAUAUGGGAUGACACAGGAUAAAUAGCCUCUGUGUGUCCAGUAGUGGUUUACAAUGUGUGUUUACAUUUAAUUCAAGCUAAUGUCUGUUUUUAUGCUCAUUACAGACUGAUUAAAACUACAGAUGGCAACUUGUAUGAUUUCUCCUGUAAACACCUUGACCUGCUCUGGUACUGUAGGUCAUUCCUGGAAAGCAGGUAAACAGGAAAUUAUAAUGUUUUCUUCAUUUUUUUGCUGUUUUGGAGUGUCACGGUACUGGCAAAAAACCUUCUUAAAUUAUCGGACAUCUAUGAAAAAAAAUCAAAUUUCAUGAAUUAUCACUGCCACCGUCUGUAUUUACUAACAUUUCUCCAAAGCCUUGUAAUAACUGCACUGAACAGACAGAGGUGUAAUGUUGUUGUCAUAAAAAGGUAAGGACUGGUUGAUAAUUUUCCAAAAACCACUGUAGGACUUUAAAUAAGCGAGCUGAUGUAACGUUAAGCUUUACUUCUGAACAUUCCACUUCAGGCAGCCACAACAAGGCUCUAGUGGGCUGGCCUCUAAUCAUUAUCCACCUUAUGUAAAGAGGACCAUGAUAAUAAAAGAGGAAUGCACAAUAAAGUGAGCGAUUUCGCCUGUUA
Molecule: messenger RNA, 3004 nt
Organism: Sander lucioperca (pikeperch)
Lineage: Eukaryota; Metazoa; Chordata; Actinopteri; Perciformes; Percidae
Gene: rgs6
Product: regulator of G protein signaling 6
Exons: 18
Coding region: 209-1822 (537 amino acids)
Biological process (GO): G protein-coupled receptor signaling pathway; intracellular signal transduction; regulation of G protein-coupled receptor signaling pathway
Source: RefSeq, a predicted model, not a curated record